AUGAUUCGUUUUUCAGUUCCACCAUUGCGUCAAGUGCCUGGUGUUGAGAGAUUAUACCCCUCAAUUGCAACUGAAAGCCAUGCAAAUAUGGAUGACGAAUCGGUACAAUUUGGUAUUCAAGAUGAGACUCCUCUUCAUAAUAUUCCUACUGAUUUUGAUAUAUCAAAUAUUCGAAAGAUAAAAAUUGCUGAUGGAUCGUUAAUUAACUGUGAAUGCGCAAUUAGGAUUGACAAUGAUAUGAUAACGCAAUCAGAAGUGUUAGACACACUAUUGAGUGGUGCCUUACAUGCUCGUGGACAAUCGUUAAGGGAACAUCGAUUAUUCAAUUUAGAUGAGAACGAAUUAGAAGCAUUGACUAAAGCACAACGAAAAAUUGGACAUAAUGAUCAAGCAAAAGAAACUAUUGAACAAUCUUUCAAGUUUGAACGCAGAUAUAAAGAGGCAUUAACAGAAAAAACACUAAUCGAACAAAAAGCUAAUAGAGAACAAAGACUAGCGAAGGAAAAAGCAAUGGAACAACAAAGAUUAGACGAGGAACGUAUACUACUUGAACGUCCAAAAUUAAUAACAGCGAGUCAAACGAAUGAGAUACGACGAACUCAUGACCGAUCGUUGUAUAAUAUUUUGUCAAUUGAUGGUGGUGGUUUUAGAGGUGUUAUGCCAGCUAUCUGGUUAACAGCAAUCGAAAGAGGAACAAGACGCCACUGUUCAUCCAUAUUUCAGAUGUUAGCUGGUACAUCAACGGGUGCUAUUAUUGCUUGUGGUCUCUCUAUGCCUCCUGCUGCAAAUAAUACAGAGCCUAUAUACACAGCCAGAGAUAUUGUUUAUUUGUAUAAUAGACAUGCAUCCGAUAUUUUUGUUCCUGCAACACGCCGUCGUUUAAUUUAUCGAUGGUGUACGCAAUCAUCUCGCUAUUCGAGAAUCGGCCGUGAACUUCUAUUCAAGAAGUAUUUUGAAGGUGCUUUAAUAUGUAAUUCUCUAACGGAUGUCGUCGUACCAGCUGUACAAGCUGAUCAUACUCGUACUUAUCUUUUCACACGCUAUGACUCACGAACUGGGAAUAUUCGACCUGCUUCUAUUGUAGAUAUUCUCAUGAGCACUACAGCUGCGCCAACUUAUUUUCGACCACAUACAUUUGACUAUUCGGCUUAUGUAGACGGUGGUGUUCAAAUGAAUAAUCCAACCAUAGCUGCUUAUUCAGAGGCUUUACGGUACGGUUGUCGCAGUGAAGACAUAUUCGUAUUGUCCUUAGGUACUGGUGACUAUGUUCAUGAUCCUUUACGUUGGCCAACUGCCAGUCGUAACUGCUGUUUUUGGUUAUGGAAUAGCAAAAUUGUUUUAAAAAAUCUUUUUGAUAUUGCACAAAAUAAUGUAGAUUAUCAAAUGAAUUUAAUUUUAGGUCAAAAUAAUUAUCAUCGUUGGCAAGUAUGGUUUGAAGAUGAAAUACCACUUGACGAAUAUAGUACGGAAACACAAGAGAUUCUAGAAGAUCAUGCAUAUACUUUUUUAGAGGAACUAGAAGCUCGUGAUGAUAAUAAACGAUUGGGUGCUAUAUUGGAACGACUGAGCUAA
Rotaria sp. Silwood1 is the source of this 1572-nucleotide messenger RNA. The record is from the annotation of a GenBank genome assembly. NCBI's taxonomy places the organism in Eukaryota, Metazoa, Rotifera, Eurotatoria, Philodinida, Philodinidae.